This is a messenger RNA of Cicer arietinum (chickpea), 1050 nucleotides long. Its product is annotated as 2-phytyl-1,4-beta-naphthoquinone methyltransferase, chloroplastic. Gene Ontology annotation, biological process: phylloquinone biosynthetic process. Lineage: Eukaryota; Viridiplantae; Streptophyta; Magnoliopsida; Fabales; Fabaceae. The record is from RefSeq and is a predicted model, not a curated record. Gene Ontology annotation, molecular function: 2-phytyl-1,4-naphthoquinone methyltransferase activity.
ACCAAAUUCUUAAUAGUGUGAUGAAUCUAAAAUCUAAAUUUGAAAAGGGAAAAUGAUAAGUGGGAAAAACGAAAGAGUAGCAUAUCUAAUCUAGCUUUCUUUUAUAUUUAAAAUUGAAGGGUGUAUGUGGUAAUUUCAGACGUGGAAACAGACUACAGAUGAUGCUUGCUCCUUAUCCUAUCUCCACAUUCCGACCAACACCCGUUCGCUGCGCCAACGACCGCCAGGCGCUUUUUAGCCGCAUUGCUCCUGUCUAUGAUAACUUGAAUGAUUUGUUGAGCUUGGGUCAGCACCGUAUUUGGAAGCGAAUGUCAGUUUCUUGGUCUCGUGCAAAACUGGGAGACCGUGUGUUGGAUGUGUGCUGUGGAAGUGGUGAUUUAGCAUUUCUCUUAUCUAAUAAAGUUGGUUCCGAUGGCAAGGUGAUUGGUCUUGAUUUUUCAAAGGAGCAGCUAAUGGUCGCCUCAUCGCGGUCGUCUACAAAGAAUUGCCUCAAGAAUAUUGAGUGGGUUGAAGGUGAUGCUCUUGACUUACCAUUUGCUGAUGAUUGGUUUGAUGCAAUCACUAUGGGAUAUGGUCUUCGAAACGUUGUUAAUAAGCAAAAAGCCAUGCAGGAAAUUUUACGUGUGCUGAAGCCCGGUUCCACAGUGUCAAUCCUUGACUUUAAUAAAAGCAAUGAGCCACUAGCUUCUUCAAUUACGGAGUUGAUGAUUGACAAUAUUGUUGUCCCUGUAGCCUCUGUUUAUGGUCUUUCAGAAGAAUACAGAUAUCUCAAGAGUUCAAUAAGAGAAUUCUUAACAGGGCAGGAAUUGGAGAAACUUGCUUUAGAAGUAGGAUUUUCUACCGCCCAACAUUAUGAGAUCGGCGGAGGUCUCAUGGGCUGCUUGGUAGCUAAAAAUUAGAUGAGAUUUAGGAAUCAUCUUAUGUAACAAAAGAUUCCAACCUCCCCCUCUUUUUUCUGGUGUGGACUAUAUUCAGGAUGUAUAAAUAUAAACUCUUCUGUUAAUUCAAAUGAACUAUUAACAAUCUAACCUCAGUUCUCUUAUUGCCUAA